UCCAUAACAUCCUACGCAAGCCUGAACCUCUGUGCCCACGAACUCAGAUGGCCGAAUCCAAACCCGACCCAACAACACAAUCUCUCUCAGCAGAUAAAGAAGUAAAAGCACCGAAUUUGUUUGAAAGAGCAAAGGAAGAGAUUGAAGCAAUUUUGCACUCUGAGAAAUCUCCUCAUCACCACAAGGAAACUCAUGGCAAGCGAAAUGACAUAGAUGAGAACACCCCAUUAGACGAUGUUAGAGCUCCAAAUGUGUUUGAGAGAGCAAAAGAGGAGUUUGAGGCUCUCGUUGAAGCCAUCCAUCCCAAGAAAGAGUCUCCAAACCAUGAAAGAAGGGAUGAAACUACAAAGACACAGUCCAAGCAGAGUGAAGCAGAUUCUCUAUCAGAGAACAACGUUAAGGAGCCCAAUUUUAUUGACAGAACUAAGAAAAAGAUUGAAGCAAUUACACACCAUCAUCAUAAAGAAACUCAUGGAAAUAUUGAUGAGAAAACCCCAAUAUAUGAUGUGAAAGCUCCAAAUGUUUUUGAAAGAGCAAAAGAAGAAAUUGAAGCUGUUAUUGAAUCAGUUCAUCCAAAGAAAGAAAGAGGAGAUUCUGUUUCGUCACCACAUAAAGAAGGUGGAUUCGGGUUCUCUAUUGGAAGAACAUUGGAAAAAGUUUGCUCUCGUCAGGAUAGUGUGAGAGAUUAAUGGUGAAUUAUGGCAAACUUUUUGGUUCUACUUGUUUUCUUUUUAUUUACAGACCAUGUUGUAUAAAUCUUGUGCGAUUGGGUUAUUUUUAUUUUGUUCUUUUCUAUUUCUUCGAAGAUUAUAGACAAAUACAAAUACAUUA
Messenger RNA from Corylus avellana, 831 nucleotides. Its product is annotated as DEAD-box ATP-dependent RNA helicase. NCBI's taxonomy places the organism in Eukaryota, Viridiplantae, Streptophyta, Magnoliopsida, Fagales, Betulaceae. The record is from RefSeq and is a predicted model, not a curated record.